Amaranthus tricolor (Joseph's coat) is the source of this 852-nucleotide messenger RNA. RefSeq names its product cell wall protein TIR4-like. The coding region runs from base 1 to 852 and encodes 283 amino acids. The transcript has 3 exons. The record is from RefSeq and is a predicted model, not a curated record. NCBI's taxonomy places the organism in Eukaryota, Viridiplantae, Streptophyta, Magnoliopsida, Caryophyllales, Amaranthaceae.
AUGGCUCGACAAUAUGUACUUUUUUUUACCAUAAUUUUUUUUAUUGCCCUAACAAGUUCUGUGUUGGCUAGCGGACCAGCACCAUCGCCGACCCAGAAAGCUGAGUCGCCAGAUGGUGCUGAUUCAAAAGCCCCGAAAUCAUCUGCAUCACAAGUAUCACCAUCGCCUAAGGCAAGUUCGGAGUCUCCUUCAAGCGAGGAGACUCCAUCUGCUUCGUCUACACGUAGUGCUAGCCCUGCAUCUAGCUCGUCGAUUGAAGCCCCGACAAGCGAGGAGUCGUUGGGAUCCCCGGUCGAAGGACCGGCUGUUAGCCCUGACGUUGGCGCAGAUGCUCCUGGGUCUACUGAGUCUACUGCUGCUGAUGCACAAACACCUCCUAAGAGUGGUGCAACAACUAUUAAGUUGUCAUCUGCCUUUUUGGUUAUUGUUGAUGUUGGCGUUGGUGUUGGUGUUGAUGUUGCUCGGAUUAUGCAUGCUCCGACUUUGAUACGACUAAAAGCCCUUCGCAAGGCUUUGAAAGGGUUGCUCCUAAGGAUGGCAAUGGCCGGAUUCAGAUCAGAUUAUGCAUAUUCCGACUUUGAUUUGAUUAUAAGUUGGGCUUUUUUUGCAUCCACCACGACUGAAGGGCGAGUUAUGGGCCUUAUGGCCCCCUCAUCAUCCAUGACUUUGAAUGGGGCUCCUACGUUGACAAGCAUGUUAACAAUUAGUCCUACAAAGUCCCCGGCACCGAGCCCUGGUAGUGCAGACACAAAACCUGAUGAGGAGUCUAACGAUGACGAGCCAGACGAAGAAACCUUGGCUCCUGAUGCCGAUUCUCCUGAUGCUGCUGAUCAAGAAGAUAAUGCAGCCUAA